AUAGCUCUCCCAAAACCCUCGAGAUUCGGUACUCUUUGGAGUCUUCGGAAGUUGAUUAAAGAGAGGUUGAAAAGAGAGAAGAUAUGGAGAAGAAGAUAAUUGAGUUGGAUCAAGGAUGGUCGGAGAUGAAGAUUGGUGUUUCGAAGCUGAUAAGGAUUCUAGAAGGAAAGCCUGAGCCAUCCUUUGAGUCUGAGCAAUACAUGAACCUUUACACAACUAUCUACAAUAUGUGCACCCAGAAACCUCCUUUCGAUUACUCUGAGCAGCUCUACGAAAGGUAUCGUGGAGUGUAUGAAGAUUAUAACAAGAAAACGGUGCUGCCCUGUUUAAGGGGCAAACAUGACGAAUACAUGCUGAGAGAGCUUUCUCAGAGAUGGGGUAUUAAUAAAGUUUUGGUUAGAUGGUUAUCACGCUUCUUCUUCUAUCUUAACCGUUACUUCAUUUCACGGAGAUCCCUUGUUCCUCUGACGGAUGUUGGCCUUAUAUCCUUCCGCGACCUGGUUUACCAGAAGGUGCAAUGCAAGGCCAGAGAAGCUGUUAUUGCACUCAUCAAUAAAGAACGCGAGGGAGGUCAGAUUGAUAGGGCACAGUUGAAGAACGUAUUAGAUAUCUACGUUGAGAGUGGAAUGGGAACUAUGGACAAAUAUGAAGAGGAUUUCGAGAAGUUUUUGCUCCAAGACACGACGUCUUACUAUUCUCGCAAGUCCGCACGCUGGAUCGACGAGGAUUCUUGCCCCGAAUACAUGAUAAAGUGUGAGGAGUGUCUCAAGAAGGAGAAGGAGAGAGUCAGUCACUACCUUCACUCGAGCACUGAGCCAAAACUAGUCAAGAUUGUGCAAGAUGAAUUGUUGGUAGUGGUUGCAAAACGGCUUCUAGAGAAAGAGAACUCUGGAUGCUCAGCAUUGCUUAGAGAUGACAGGAUGGAGGAUCUCUCGAGGAUGUACAGGCUUUACAAUGCGAUCCCGAAUGGCUUGGAACCUGUUGCAGAGGCGUUCAAGAGGCAUGUUACUUUAGAGGGGAAUGCACUUAUCAAACAAGCAGAAGACGCAGCAGCUACUGGUGGUAAUGGUGGUGGUGGUGGCUUGCAGGAACAGGUUCUUGUCAGAAGAAUCAUUGAGCUACACGAUAAAUCCAUGCUCUAUGUCUUCGAGUGUUUCCAGAACCACACACUCUUCCACAAGGCCCUGAAAGAGGCUUUCGAAAUCUUUUGUAACAAAAGAGUGGCUACAAGCUCCAGUGCCGAGUUACUUGCAACGUUCUGCGACAAUCUCUUCAAGAAGGGUGGAAUUGACAAGCUCAGUGAUGAAGCUAUCGAGAAUACGCUUGAUAAUGUUGUUAAGUUGCUUUCUUAUAUAAGUGACAAAGAUCUUUUCGCCGAGUUUUACAGGAAGAAGCUGGCCCGAAGGCUCUUAUUUGAUCGUAGUUCUAAUGACGAACACGAAAAAAGUUUACUUACAAAGCUCAAGCAACAACUCGGUGGGCAGUUUACUUCUAAGAUGGAGGGCAUGGUGACGGAUAUGACAUUGGCAAAAGAACAACAACAAAAAUUCGAGGAUUAUAUAAGCAGUGACAGUAUGGUAAACUUGGGGAUGGAUUUUACCGUCACUGUUCUCACCACUGGUUUUUGGCCAAGUUACAAAACAUCUGACCUCAAUUUACCCAGUGAAAUGGUCAAGUGUAUUGAAGUCUUUAAGGAAUACUAUGGAACGAAAACCAACCAUAGGAGACUUUUGUGGAUAUAUUCUCUGGGAACUUGUCAAGUUCUUGGAAGAUUCGAUCAAAAACCAAUCGACUUGAUCGUUUCUACCUAUCAGGCUGCCGUGUUAUUGCUUUUCAGCGACGCAGACACAAAAAGAUUAAAAUACAAGGAUAUCUUGGAACAACUUAACCUUAGCCAUGAAGAUCUUACGAGGCUGCUUCAUUCACUGUCAUGCGCCAAGUACAAGAUUCUUAAAAAGGAACCGGCCUCGAGAAACAUUUCUCAAUCCGAUGAAUUCGACUUCAACCCCAAGUUCACCGAUAAAAUGCGUAGAAUCAAGGUACCUCUUCCUCCUAUAGAUGAGCGGAAGAAAAUCGUUGAAGACGUUGAUAAAGAUAGACGCUUUGCGAUUGACGCAGCUCUUGUGCGCAUCAUGAAGAGCAGAAAAGUGUUGCCGCAUCAACAGUUAGUCUCUGAAUGUGUUGAACUUCUUAGCAAAAUGUUCAAGCCUGAUAUAAAGAUGAUAAAGAAACGAAUCGAAUAUUUGAUCACCAGAGAUUACUUGGCGAGGGAUACCGAAAACCCUAACACUUUCAAGUACGUGGCAUAAGUUCGUUUAAGAGCAAUAUAUAUAAAUAGAGAGAAGAAAGGGGGCAAAAAGGUGUUAUAGUUUUCGGUUCUUGUAAAGCUCUCUUUACCAUUUUUUUUUUCUC
Molecule: messenger RNA, 2412 nt
Organism: Eutrema salsugineum
Lineage: Eukaryota; Viridiplantae; Streptophyta; Magnoliopsida; Brassicales; Brassicaceae
Product: cullin-1
Exons: 11
Coding region: 84-2309 (741 amino acids)
Biological process (GO): ubiquitin-dependent protein catabolic process; protein ubiquitination
Cellular component (GO): cullin-RING ubiquitin ligase complex
Molecular function (GO): ubiquitin protein ligase binding
Source: RefSeq, a predicted model, not a curated record